This is a messenger RNA of Gastrolobium bilobum, 650 nucleotides long. RefSeq names its product small ubiquitin-related modifier 1-like. Gene Ontology annotation, biological process: protein sumoylation. The record is from RefSeq and is a predicted model, not a curated record. Bases 69 to 377 code for a protein of 102 amino acids. Gene Ontology annotation, molecular function: ubiquitin-like protein ligase binding; protein tag activity. Gene Ontology annotation, cellular component: nucleus. NCBI's taxonomy places the organism in Eukaryota, Viridiplantae, Streptophyta, Magnoliopsida, Fabales, Fabaceae. The transcript is spliced from 3 exons.
CAGAAAAGAAAUAAUCAAAAUCAAUAUAAAACCCUAAUUUUCAGAGGGAGUCACAGAGACGAAGAACGAUGUCUGGGGCUACUCCUAACACGCACGCCGAGGAAGACAAGAAACCUAAUGAUCAAGCUGCGCACAUCAAUUUGAAGGUCAAAGGACAGGAUGGAAAUGAGGUAUUCUUUAGGAUCAAAAGAAACACUCAGUUGAAGAAGCUGAUGAAUGCAUAUUGUGAUCGUCAAUCUGUGGACUUGAAUUCAAUCGCUUUCUUAUUUGAUGGUCGCCGUCUCCGGGCAGAACAGACUCCUGAUGAGCUAGAAAUGGAGGAUGGGGAUGAGAUCGAUGCGAUGUUGCACCAAACUGGUGGAGCCCUGUUAACUUAAUCUGUUUCUACUGGUUUGGUGAAAAUUUGACACAUAAUAUAGUGUAGUUACUUUGGUUUAUGUAAUCUAUGGAUUUGAAUUAUGGGAAUUGUGUUAGACAUCUUCAUUGUAGACCUUGUUUAAAAAAUCUGACUUGCUCUUUGGGAGUUUUGUCAGUUACAAACUCGUAUGAAAUCAGGAGUCUGAGUUAAUAGUUUGAUCUUUUGAGUGGAGUACACUAAUGUUGUCGGAUGAGAGAGCUCUCUUUCUUGCUGGUAUAAGAAUUGCUAAGAA